UCGUUUGAGCGUCCUGGAACCAAUAGCUGUGUCUGUCUGUGUUGUUUUUCCUGGCUGCUUGUCUGUGGCACAGGAGGAACGCUAGCUAGCAUUCUGUUAAAAUUCGGCUAACGUACGCCUCUGAUUAUCUGAUCGAAGUAAUGAAUUUAUUACCGUCAAAUGCACACGGGAACGGACUCUUGUACGCGGGAUUCAACCAGGAUCAUGGAUGCUUUGCUUGCGGAAUGGAGAAUGGGUUUAGAGUGUACAACGCAGACCCACUCAAAGAGAAAGAAAAACAAGAGUUCAUGGAGGGCGGGGUCAGCCAUGUGGAGAUGCUGUUCAGGUGUAACUACCUAGCGCUGGUCGGAGGAGGGAAGAAGCCCAAAUAUCCACCUAACAAAGUGAUGAUCUGGGAUGACCUGAAGAAAAAGACGGUUAUAGAAAUCGAGUUCUCCACGGAGGUCAAAGCAGUGAAGCUUCGAAGGGACAGGAUCGUUGUGGUCCUGGACUCUAUGAUCAAAGUGUUCACGUUCACCCACAACCCUCAUCAGCUGCAUGUGUUUGAGACCUGCUAUAACCCCAAAGGUCUGUGUGUGCUGUGUCCCAACAGUAACAACUCUCUCCUGGCGUUCCCGGGCACCCACUCUGGGCAUGUGCAGAUCGUAGACCUGGCCAACACAGAGAAGCCUCCAGUGGACAUCCCCGCCCAUGAGGGGGCGCUGUGCUGCAUCGCCCUCAACCUGCAGGGAACCAGGAUAGCCACCGCCUCCGAGAAAGGAACCCUGAUCAGAAUAUUUGACACCAUGGCAGGUCACCUGAUUCAAGAGUUGAGGCGGGGGUCACAGGCCGCUAACAUCUACUGCAUCAACUUCAACCAGGACGCGUCCCUCAUCUGUCUGUCUAGUGACCAUGGUACAGUCCACAUAUUCGCUGCAGAGGACCCCAAGAGGAACAAACAGUCCAGCUUAGCCUCGGCUAGUUUCCUUCCUAAGUACUUCAGCUCCAAGUGGAGUUUCUCCAAGUUCCAGGUUCCAUCAAAUUCGCCGUGUGUGUGUGCCUUUGGAACAGAACCCAACUCUGUCAUAGCCAUUUGUGCUGACGGCAGCUACUACAAGUUCCUGUUCAACCCGAAGGGGGAGUGUUCCCGAGACGUCUACGCCCAGUUCCUGGAGAUGACUGAUGAGAAGAUCUGACCUUUAACCCAGACUCCUCCUGCAGACAGACAAGACGUGUGUGUAUUUUUUGGAGCAGGAGGACAAGGGGGGCUGGACAGAAGGAGGAGGUUAGGUGUCUCUGCUCACCCAGUGCUGAUAGACUCUCAAUGGAGAGAGGGAGACCGCCUUAGAAACGACAAGACGGAUGGAGGGAGCGAUGAAGGAAGUCGAUGUCCUCUCUGACACAAACUACUUAGAGACCAUCCUUGAACAACUAGCAAAGGACAGACAGAUGGACAGACUGUCACCUGGACCUUGUUGUCCUGCUACUCUGAGAACCAAACAGGGAAAUGUAUUUUUGUUGCUUUUUAGAGAUGUCUUCCGAUACCAAUGAUCGGUUGAUUAUUCUGGUUAUUUUUUUUUAAAGGCGUAUUGCGUUAAUUCCAAUAGGUAGAUACAUAGAAAAAUAAAUAUUGUAAACUAACACCACCUAAUCUAAAUAUAGGGAGUGCCUCUGAGCUGAAUCAAUAUUGGAGUGUGUAUAUACUCGCAUAUGUGCCUUCAGGAAGUAUUCUUAACCAUUGUUGUUACAGCCUGAAUUCUAAAUUGAUUAAAUAUAUAUAUAUAUAUAUAUUUUU
Oncorhynchus mykiss (rainbow trout) is the source of this 1774-nucleotide messenger RNA. RefSeq names its product WD repeat domain phosphoinositide-interacting protein 3. NCBI's taxonomy places the organism in Eukaryota, Metazoa, Chordata, Actinopteri, Salmoniformes, Salmonidae. Gene Ontology annotation, molecular function: protein binding. The record is from RefSeq and is a predicted model, not a curated record.